GGGGAGGGCAUACUCUGGGUAUUGUAGGCUUAUAGAAAACAUUUACGACAGACGGCUUUACGGCAUGCCGUGAACUGCGAGCGCAGACGCAGUCGGCUGACCUUCCGUGGUUCUCGAGCAAGCAUGGCAAACCGGGCGCUGAUGAAAGGCCUUCUGGGGCUACGACACUCACGGGCUGUUACAAUCGGAUACUCCUGUGUUGGUGGACAUCAUUAUGCUACUGCAGAGUCCGUCAAACCACCUCUGCCCCAAGUUCAGGAUUUUACAGAAAAAAUAUUAAACGUGCCUCUCGAGAAGCCGGACUUUUUCCGUGUGUCGGAGCUCUUCUCACUGAAAGAUCUGUUCGACGCCAGAGUCCAUCUUGGCCAUAAAAAGGGUUGCAGGCACAGGCUUAUGGAGCCUUACCUCUACGGCUGCCGUUUGGAUCAUGAUAUAAUUGAUCUCGACCAGACUGUGGAGCAUCUUCAGCUUGCUCUGAAUUUCACUGCCCAUAUAGCAUAUCGUGGUGGCAUCAUACUGUUUAUCAGUCGCCGGCGUCAGUUUUGCCAUCUGGUGGAGAAGACUGCGAAGGAUUGUGGGGAGUAUGCCCACACGCGGUAUUGGCAAGGUGGCCUGCUUACCAAUGCCAACAUCCAGUACAGCCCAGGAGUCCGCUUACCAGACCUCAUCGUCUUCCUUUCCACUCUCAACAACGCGUUUCAACAGCACGUAGCAAUCAGAGAUGCGGCAAAGAUGAACAUUCCCACUGUGGGUGUGGUGGACUCAAACUGCAACCCCAGCCUGGUGACGUACCCUGUGCCCGGGAACGAUGACACUCCAGCUGCCGUGGAGCUUUACUGUCGCUUAUUCAAGAUGACUAUCAACCGUGCCAAGGACAAAAGGAGACAGAUGGAGCUAAUGUACAGCCUAUCAGCACCCUCCACCCCAAGCUCAUGACUUAAGAUAUUCUGAAAAAUGCAUUGAUAAAUAGACAGUCUGCUGCUCCCCUUCGUCAUGCAUCUGCAUUUGGAAAAGCUCUGAAGCUUGUGUUUGGGACUGAGUUAAAUACGCCACAGUACAGUGUAUGUGUGUUACGACUUAAGAAUGAAUCUUGUUUCUAUGACUUAUAACUGCCUGGUUUUAAUUUAAAUUUUUUUUGUUUUGUUUGUUUGUUUUUUUACAGUAGAUCGUCAAAGAUGAAUCUGUUGCAGCAGGUUCAUCCAAGUUUAACUGUUGUGCACCACUGAUAUAACAGUCAUUUAUAUGGAUUCUCUGUCAGCACUUGUUACUCUUGUAUUCACAUUCAUGCUCACUUGUUUGUAGAACAUAAUAACUAAAGCCCCUCAAAUACAA
Scatophagus argus is the source of this 1332-nucleotide messenger RNA. RefSeq names its product mitochondrial ribosomal protein S2 (gene mrps2). Gene Ontology annotation, cellular component: ribosome; mitochondrial small ribosomal subunit. Lineage: Eukaryota; Metazoa; Chordata; Actinopteri; Scatophagidae. The record is from RefSeq and is a predicted model, not a curated record. Bases 124 to 936 code for a protein of 270 amino acids. The transcript is spliced from 4 exons. Gene Ontology annotation, biological process: translation. Gene Ontology annotation, molecular function: structural constituent of ribosome.